AUGCGAAGUCUAUUGGUCAUCAAAGGGAGUCGAUGGGCGUUGAAUCACCUACCCAAUCCCUGGAAUCUAUUCAAACACGCCGUCAUUGGCCUUGUAUCGAGAAACAUCAUCCAAUACUACAUCCACCACCAAAUCCUGCACUCUCCCAAUGGCGGCAUGCUCGCAAAAUGGCACAAGACAUGGCACCACAGCGUCCAAGUGCCCUAUUCGUUCGCCGCCGCAUACGACCACCCAGCAUGUUACCUAAUCCACCGAUUCCUACCCCUGUAUAUCCCAGCUGUGGCCUUCCGCUUCCACAUCAUGACGUACCUGUUAUUGCUCGGCGCCUUCUCGCUUGAGGAAGUCUUCACGUACUCGGGCUACAAUGUGUUGCCGUCGACCAUUAUGCUGAAGGGCAUGGCGAGGCGUGUUGACGCGCACAUGAUGUCAGAAGGGAAAGGGAAUUAUGGACCUUUGGGUGUGAUGGAUUGGGUCAACGGGACUACACUGGGCGCUGACGUCAUGGAGGAUUUGCAGCAGGAGAUGGAGAAGCACAAUGUGCAGGAACGUGCGGGUAAGGCGGUCGAUGAUGCGACUGAGGGUGCGAAUGGACUUGCGGGGAAGUUGAAGGAUAGAACUAGGAAGGGGAAAGGGAGGAAAUGA
Messenger RNA from Periconia digitata, 642 nucleotides. The record is from the annotation of a GenBank genome assembly. NCBI's taxonomy places the organism in Eukaryota, Fungi, Ascomycota, Dothideomycetes, Pleosporales, Periconiaceae.